Molecule: messenger RNA, 2851 nt
Organism: Desarmillaria tabescens
Lineage: Eukaryota; Fungi; Basidiomycota; Agaricomycetes; Agaricales; Physalacriaceae
Exons: 11
Coding region: 203-2578 (791 amino acids)
Source: RefSeq, a predicted model, not a curated record
GACCGAUCCAACAAAAUCCUUAGCAUGUUGCGCAAACGAAGGUUCGAUCUCAGGACCUCGCCACUGUGGUUUACCCACCUGACAACCCAGCCACCGACCCUGUGCUUCUUUUUUCGCAGAAUGCUGUACUUCAAUGAUCGCUUCGAACAUUUCUCCUGCGAGUUGUAUUUAGCUUGGUACCCUCGUCACCGAACAAAAACCUAUGUCGCCGUCACAAUGGCAAUGGCUACUGAGGACGACGCAGAGACUCAUUCGGUACCACAUGGGUGGCCUUUCACCGCUGAAGGCCAUCCUCGCUCUUUGGUCUUUCUUCAGGCGCCAAUUUGAGCGGUAUUCUUGUAUUCUACACGACCGAGCACGACGCAUUCACGACAGAGACACAUGCGUACCUCGUGAUGCGUCCAAUGAUUUCACGGUGACGAGAGUGGAUGGCACCGUCGACGAAGAGACAUCAGAUUCGAUAGUGGUGUGCCGCAGCGUCGUUCCGCCUGAUGACUCGGACUCCAUAUACAGCUUUGCUGUCGAGAAUAGCUCACGGUCUUCACUGGAUACUGUCACGACGUUCGCUACACCUAUGGCAAGCCGAUCUCAGGUCAAUUUGGCAGACUACGCCCACGUAAAUCUGUCGACUCGCCGCCUACCUCGCCAGGGCUCUCGGCCUUCAUCCAUCGUGCAACUUCCAACUGGCCAAAAUUCUCCCUAUUCAUAUUCCUACUCUGAUACUUCACGGUCGUCUCAGAAUGUCCGCCAUUCGAUGUCUAACUUGGGGACAUAUACACACGAGAGCCCAUUUUCUCACCAACCCUCUCGUCUUCGACCUACUUCCAUGAUCGGGACUCGGUCAUGUCCCAGUUUUAAUAACGAAACAUCGACAGUCAUAGUGCAACCUCUUCCUUCCGAUGUACCGCACGAUGGUCCUGAUGUCACCAUCCCUGGCGACGUCACUACAUUGAUGUCUGCGUAUCCUCUAUUCUGGCCAAUAGCCCCCGAACAAGUCAAAAGAGUCAAAAGAUACGAAAGAGAGAUUGUGGAACAGAAAGAAACAGAUUACCGGAUCAGUCCUUUGACAACCUCAUUUAAACCACCCGACCUGGUUCCUAAUGAGUGGGCUACGUAUGUACAUCCUGAGGGUGCCCGCUACUUUGUUCACGAGUGGAAGGUGUCCCCAUGCACUGGUAACUAUCAUGAUGCCAUGAUAUCUUCUGGAUGUUUGCUACCGAAGAUAUUCACGGAUAUUAACCUCUACGAUCCGGACAAGUUGGACCUCAUUACGAAGUUCAUGGUUGAUAUGAAAGACUACAUUCGGGCAAAGGGCAUCAACAUACAUCCCAAUGUUGAUCUUGUGUUUGACCUUAGACGAGACCCGGACAACGGCAAUAUUUGUUGCGUGUAUUACUUCGCAAGCCAUGAUGAUCGGUCUGUCUUUUGGCUGGACGACUUCAAUGCCGCCUAUUUUAAUAGAUGGGAUGGCGACAAAGGUAUAACUUUUACAUCACAAGUUGGAUGUGAGGUGGAGUCGCAAUACUGGCAUCAUUGCCAACAUUUCCCUACGUGCCGGGAAAUGGACAUGAAUACAAUCAACGAACUGAGAGAUAUCUUGAUUCACUGCAUUGGAGAUUUGACUUCAAAGACGGCUAACUGCCCUUACGACGUUUGCGAUUUACAGCAAAUUCUUUCCCUCACGAAUAGCAUCAAGGAAACUUCCCUCUUCGGAGAUUUCCAAAGUCCAAGCUCAGUGUCCAGUAUAAGUCGUUUCAUGCACAUCUUUGUCCAACGACGAUUUUACAACUUCCACGGAUUUGACUGUGACAAGUCUAUUGACGGCAUCAAACCGAAACGCAUACCACUAUCGCCAGUCUUAUUUUUUGCACCUGAUAUUUAUUUCGAUUCCCUCCAUAAGAUCUGGGAUGGCGGAAUGCUCACCAAAACAUCCUGGACUGUCUUUGUUGACAAACUGAAGGCCGAAUGGCAAGACCUGAUCCUAAAUUCUACUGUUUUGCUCAACGCCAAUGUUUCCUUCCUUGCCAUUCAGAGUGUCGAUGAUUCUAGUGCUAACGGGGGACCGUCCCCGGUGCAGGUAUUAAGUUACCUCUCAAUCAUCGCAAGCAUCGGCAGUAUCAUUUUGGGUUUGUUUCUGAUUCGGAGGAAUCGGUGGAUGCCGAGUAAUUCACCCACCGAAACGGGCCUACAGCGCUUCCUUAAUUCACGGAAGCAACAUUACACUAAUCUGGAGAGACUGGCUAUAAUGUACAGUAUACCCUAUGCUCUACUCAUGUGGUCUAUGAUCGCUUUCCUGUCGGCGUUUAGCCUUAUGUGCUUCACGGCUUCCGAUGUAGCCGUAGGAAUGCUCAUGGGUACCAUGUGGUUAACGAUAACCGCUCUUAUCUGUUUCAGCGCGUCUCCGUGGGAGGGCAAGCAAAGCGACUACCAUUGGUACAGGUUGCUUUCUUCGUUUGGAACCAAGAUUCGGGAAAGGUUACCCCGUGCGCCGUCCGUGCAUAUUGUGGAGAUAAUCAAUAGCCUCAAUUGGACGAGAACCCGUGGCUCUGCGGUAGAUCUGGAGGAGACGGUUGCAUGAUUGAGAGGUGAUUGUGUAUACCAUGUUACGAUGGCGAUUUCCUUGCUGUAUAGAUAGAUUUACCCUCUGUAUCAAUCGUUGUCUAUGUUACGAGAAUUUAUGUGCAUGUCAUUCGCCGAGAAAACUCGACACCCUACGCCAACACACCCGAAGGAACUGUAUUGUUGAAUGGGAGGACUAGGUACAAGAGGGAAGAAGGCGACCUCAGCAGCAGUUCUACCACUGCGUCUUAGUAGGAGAUAGUGUACUUGUUGCGAUCAAUCAAAUGCAGAG